AAGGAUCGAUGUUCCAGUAGCAUUCAUCCUCUCUCUCUCUCUCUCUCUCUCUCUCUCUCUCUCUCUCUCUCUCCCUCUCUCUCUGUAUAUAUCGAUCCCAAUGUAUAUGUUAUAUUACAUCGUACAUGGCUUUCCUCACAGCCACCGCCAUUUCUUGAGCUGAAAGCUUCACUCCAAAGCCAUAAUAACCAACCGGUGAGCCCCAUUCCACUCCUCAUCAUCAUCAUCAUUUCAAUCUUGAAAUCUCUCCCCAGAGAGAGAAAGAGAGAGAGAGAGUAGAAAAGAAGCAAAUGAUGGAUGUGGGGAGAAGGAGAGGCAAUGGCGUGGUGUCAGGUUCUGUUUGGGACAACAGAAUAAAACUUUAUGAUGGCAAAGGCGGCAUCAAAGCCCUCAUCAACACUUCCCAAACUGAACAAAGCCAGAAUUCCCCAGAAAUAAUGAAUCAAAUUCCUCUUCAAGAAGACAAGAAAUUGGCCAUGGCGACAAAACCCAGAAGCCCUACUGUUGUUGCGGCGAGUGGGAAGAGAAAAUCUUGGAAAUCUGAGAGCUUGGAGGGAAACCCAUUACAGAGUCCCAGAAAAAGAUCCGAGCUUUGCAAGAACAUUGAAGAUUUGAGCAAGAAGACAAGAUCUGUGGUGCAGAAACAGAAGGGGCCUGAGCUCAGAAAUGUGAAAUCAGAGUCCAGUAAGCUCUUGAAUGAUGACAAUGGCAAUGGGAAGUUGAGGACUUCCAAUUCCCUCCAGUUGGUGAAGGCAAAAUCUGCAUCCCCUAAGGAUCUUGAUGAUGGGAGGAGCAGCAGGAAGGAGCUGAAAUUCGAGGAAAAUAAGGAACAAGAAACAAAGAAUUGUGAGGGGGAAGUGAAACAAUUUGAAGAAAAUAAGGUUGUUUUGGAGGGAGAGAAUGAGAAUAAGCCAAAUGGGAUGAUUAGUAGAGCAAGAUCUGAAGAAGAGGAGGAGGAGGAGAUUGAGGUGUGUGAAGAAAAAGUCAUCACAAGCAAUAUGGAAUUGGCUCUGAUCAUAUCUCCACCUAAAGUGGAAGAAACUGAGAAUCUGAAUGAUCAAGAAGAUGAAGAAGAAGAAGAAUGUGGAAUUGAUGAGGCUGAAGAAGAAGAGGAUGAAAGUGAAACCAAGACAGAGAACAAGAGUGUUGUUGUUGUGAAAAAAAUGAGUGUAUCAGAACAGUAUAAGCCAAACAAGAUUGUGACAGAAGAGAAGAAAAAGAUUGUUCACAGCUAUGAUAGAUCUGUGCCCUUAUCCCCAAUUGUCAAGAAACAGCCUCCUCCCAUUAAUGGACAUGCCAGAUUUCACCCCACUCCUUCAAAACCCAAACAAGUUCCAGUUUCAGAGGACUCCCAAUCAUUUUCUAGGCCCCAGAGCAGAUUACAGAGCUUGGUUGAUCUGGUGAUGUGGAGAGAUGCAUCAAAGUCAGCAUUAGUGUUUGGGGUUGGAACAUUCCUAAUUAUCUCUUCUUCAUACACUCAAGACAUUAAAGUCAGCUUGGUGUCUGUGGUUUCCUAUAUGAGUCUGCUCUAUCUUGCUGUAAUUUUCCUCUUCAGAUCCCUCAUCCACAGGGGAGGCAGUGCUGUGGGUGAGAGAAGUGAGUAUGUAGUUGGAGAGGAGGAAGCAAUCUGGGUACUGAGAUUGAUACUUCCAUCUAUAAAUGAGUUUCUCUUGAAGAUCAGAGCCCUUUUCUCUGGAGAUCCUGCAACAACAAUGAAGAUGGCAGUUUUACUCUUUGUUUUGGCACAAUGUGGCAGCUCCAUAACCAUUUGGAAAAUGGCCAAAUUGGGCUUUUUUGGAGUAUUCAUAGUGCCAAAAGUCUGCUCCUCCUACUCCACUCAGUUAACUGCAUAUGGUAAAUUUUGGGUUAGAAGAUUCAGAGACGCAUGGGAAUCGUGCACUCAUAAAAAAGCCGUAGCGUUUGGCAUAUUUACACUCGUAUGGAAUCUAUCUACAUUCAUGGCAAGAAUUUGGGCAGCGUUCAUGUUGUAUGUGGCAUUUAGAUACUACCAAGAAUCAAUGGUGAGAGAAGGAUGGGAUGGUGAGAGCACAAAUGCAAAAGCAGAGGAAGUGGAAGCCAAGAUUGGGCAGAGACAAGUUGGAAGGAUGUCCACUUUUAUGGAUACUACAAAACAAAAGAGACCAUUUUAAUUACUAUAUUGUUAUGAGUUGGUCCAUAUUAUAAAUUUGUUAAAUUGUAAUCUGGUUUGUGUGUAUAUAAUUAAAGGAAUAAAUUGUUAGUCAUAUCAUAUGUUACACUUUUAUAUUUAAUAAUUGUAUUGGUUAGUAGUUGGUUAUUAGUCAA
This is a messenger RNA of Ipomoea triloba (trilobed morning glory), 2304 nucleotides long. RefSeq names its product reticulon-like protein B21. Lineage: Eukaryota; Viridiplantae; Streptophyta; Magnoliopsida; Solanales; Convolvulaceae. Bases 291 to 2150 code for a protein of 619 amino acids. The record is from RefSeq and is a predicted model, not a curated record. The transcript has 9 exons.